Mugil cephalus (flathead mullet) is the source of this 788-nucleotide messenger RNA. It is a transcript of the gene snu13b, whose product is annotated as SNU13 homolog, small nuclear ribonucleoprotein b (U4/U6.U5). Gene Ontology annotation, molecular function: RNA binding. Gene Ontology annotation, biological process: maturation of SSU-rRNA; mRNA splicing, via spliceosome; ribosome biogenesis. The coding region runs from base 199 to 585 and encodes 128 amino acids. Gene Ontology annotation, cellular component: U4/U6 x U5 tri-snRNP complex; box C/D methylation guide snoRNP complex; small-subunit processome. NCBI's taxonomy places the organism in Eukaryota, Metazoa, Chordata, Actinopteri, Mugiliformes, Mugilidae. The record is from RefSeq and is a predicted model, not a curated record. The transcript is spliced from 3 exons.
GUGCGGAACUCCACACGUGUGGUGUGCGUUUUCCGAUUUGGUGUAUGCAGCAGAGCUUUGAGAGUUCAUAGCGUCCCUAAGUAUAUAGUAUAUUAUUAUAUCUUGCGUCUUGUAGCUCCUUUUAUACUAAGAGGAUAAAAAUAAUCCUCCGUGAAGCACUUCGCCGAGAGGGACGGAAUACCAGAAAAAAACUAAACAAUGACUGAACCUCAAGUGAACCCAAAGGCCUACCCUCUGGCCGACGCCACGCUGACCAAAACCAUCCUGGACCUGGUGCAGCAAGCCUCUAACUACAAACAGCUCAGGAAGGGGGCUAAUGAAGCCACUAAAACUCUGAACAGAGGCAUUGCUGAGUUUAUAGUGAUGGCUGCUGAUGCCGAACCACUGGAGAUCAUCCUCCACUUGCCACUGCUCUGCGAGGACAAGAACGUCCCAUACGUGUUUGUCCGCUCCAAGCAGGCCCUGGGCCGGGCUUGCGGGGUGUCGCGCCCCGUCAUCGCUACCUCAGUCACCAUAAAGGAGGGGUCUCAGCUCAAACCUCAGAUCCAGUCUGUCCAGAUGGCCAUUGAGAGACUGCUUGUGUGAUUCUCACUUGUUUUUUUUUAUUAAGGAGAGAGGAUGAGUCCUACAUUCGAAUAAUAUUAUGUUCCAUUAAAAAAAGAGAAAAUGCACAACAGGAAAAUGUAGGUGUUGUUAAUUUUUUUACUUGUUAGGAUAUUGGUUUCACUUGAGUGUAUCGGUUGGCAAGAUUAUCACCUGCUUCAUAAUAAAAUACUUUUUUAUGUAAA